This is a messenger RNA of Megalops cyprinoides (Indo-Pacific tarpon), 1473 nucleotides long. RefSeq names its product recombination signal binding protein for immunoglobulin kappa J region-like (gene rbpjl). Gene Ontology annotation, molecular function: RNA polymerase II cis-regulatory region sequence-specific DNA binding; DNA-binding transcription activator activity, RNA polymerase II-specific. The transcript is spliced from 11 exons. The coding region runs from base 1 to 1473 and encodes 490 amino acids. The record is from RefSeq and is a predicted model, not a curated record. NCBI's taxonomy places the organism in Eukaryota, Metazoa, Chordata, Actinopteri, Elopiformes, Megalopidae. Gene Ontology annotation, biological process: regulation of transcription by RNA polymerase II. Gene Ontology annotation, cellular component: nucleus.
AUGAAUCAGACGCAGCGGUCCGGCUCCGCCGCCCUCACGCGCCCCCGCAAACUGAAUCAGAGCUUGUCACAGCAGCCCGGAGUGACACGCGAUUCAGUGAGACAGUACCUGCAGUAUUGCCCAGACCAGUCGGUUCUCAUUCUGCAUGCCAAGGUAGCGCAGAAAUCGUAUGGCAACGAGAAAAGGUUUUUUUGUCCUCCUCCAUGCGUCUACCUCAGUGGACUGGGGUGGAAACUCAAACAGGACAAUCUGAAAGCCUCUGGUCUGGGGGACUCCAGCAGCCGCAUCUGUGGCUACAUGGGGCUAGAUAACGCUGGAAGUGCUCAGAUGGAUACCUUUAAGCUCACCUUUGAGGAUCAGCCUGAUACCAAGAAGUUCGCCUGCGCAAAGACACUGUACAUAUCUGAUGCUGACAAAAGAAAGCAUUUUCGUCUGGUCCUGAAGCUUUUCUUCAGCAACGGGCAGGAGAUCGGCUCCUUCUACAGUAAGCUGAUCAAAGUGAUCUCCAAGCCCUCUCAGAAGAAGCAGUCGAUGAAGAAUGCUGACCUGUGUAUUUCUUCAGGAUCGAAGGUGUCGCUGUUUAACCGGUUGCGUUCCCAGACCGUCAGCACACGUUACUUGGCUGUGGAAGGCGGAGCUUUUGUAGCCAGUGCAAGGCAGUGGGCAGCCUUCACUGUCACUCUAGUUGAUGAGCAGCAGACGGACCAGGGGGAGUAUUUAUUACGGGACGGCUACAUCUGCUACGGCUGCGUGGUCCAGCUCGUCUGCACCGUCACCGGGGUGGCACUGCCCCCUAUGGUGAUCCGGAAAGUGAACAAGCAGCACGCUAUUCUGGAUGUGGACGAGCCGGUCUCCCAGCUGCACAAAUGCGCUUUCCAGUUCAAGGACAGCAACAAAAUGUACCUGUGUCUCUCCAAUGAGAAAAUCAUACAGUUCCAGGCAUCUCCCUGCCAAAAGGAUCCCAGCAGAGAGGUGCUUAACGACGGCUCCUGUUGGACCAUCAUUGGCACCGAAACAGUGGAGUACACCUUCAGCGAGAGCCUCGCCUGUAUUCAGAGUGCUGUCACCCCAAUCCCCAUCAUCAACAGCUUGGAGCUUAAUGGAGGUGGCCACGUAGCCAUGCUAGAAAUCCAUGGGGAGAACUUUGGCCCACAUCUGAAAGUGUGGUUUGGAAAUGUGGAGGCAGAAACCAUGUUCCGGACCCCCAAGUCCAUGUUGUGUGUGGUGCCGGACGUGUCAGUGUUCAGUGGGGAGUGGAAGUGGAUGAGGCAGCCCAUCACUGUCCCCCUGUCUCUCAUCCGAUUGGAUGGCCUGAUCUACCGCAGCACCUUCACCUUCACCUACACCCCCGAGCACAACCCCCCCUCCCAGCCCGGAGCCGCCCCAGAGUGUCCCGCCGAUUCCGACGCACUGAUAGACUCCAUCCACCAGGAGUUCACCCGCACCAACUUCCACCUCUUCAUGCAGAGCUAG